Molecule: messenger RNA, 588 nt
Organism: Apaloderma vittatum (bar-tailed trogon)
Lineage: Eukaryota; Metazoa; Chordata; Aves; Trogoniformes; Trogonidae
Gene: SRP19
Product: signal recognition particle 19kDa
Exons: 4
Coding region: 160-396 (78 amino acids)
Biological process (GO): SRP-dependent cotranslational protein targeting to membrane, signal sequence recognition; SRP-dependent cotranslational protein targeting to membrane
Cellular component (GO): signal recognition particle, endoplasmic reticulum targeting
Molecular function (GO): 7S RNA binding
Source: RefSeq, a predicted model, not a curated record
AGAUUCAUCUGCAUUUAUCCAGCAUAUUUGAAUAACAAGAAGACAAUAGCAGAAGGAAGAAGGAUACCUAUAGACAAAGCUGUUGAAAAUCCCACAUCUACGGAAAUCCAAGAUGUAUGUGCAGCGGUUGGAUUCAAUGUGCUAUUAGAGAAAAAUAAGAUGUAUCCUAGAGAGUGGAACAGAGAUGUGCAGUACAGAGGUAGAGUACGAGUCCAGCUCAAGCAAGAUGAUGGCAACCCAUGUUUACCUCAGUUUCCAACACGUAAAUCAGUGAUGCUGUAUGCUGCAGAAACCAUUCCCAAACUCAAAACAAGAACCCAAAAGAUGGGAGGUAGUGAUCAAAGUCUUCAGCAAGGAGAGGGAGGCAAGAAAGGUAAAGGGAAGAAAAAGAAAUGAGCUUGCAUCUGGAGCAUCGCAUAGUUGUGCUUAGGACAAAUAUGGAUGGACACAUUAUUUGCUGCAACUUUGAAGUGAAAGAUACAAGCAAGAAAUAAAUGGGUGAUGAUGAAUUGAACUGCCUGCUUUUUUCAGAACUUGAAUGCAUGUAGCUGCCUUGCCUCUGUGUAACAAUACAUCCGUCUUCACACA